AACCAUACAUGGUAUGAUAGCUGGGUGAAUGAUAUGAUGUGAUAUGAUAUAUGAUGAUAUAAUGAAUGCCAUAAUAAUAGCUUAAACCCACCACUCCCACUGUCCUACAACUAACCCUCCAAAACAUCCACUCUUCUCUACUCCUUUAAAUACUUCCCCAUCCUCGUCACGUUUUCUCAUCCUCUCACAUUACAAUCAGAGAAGGAAAAGAAGAAACCCUUAAAAGAAUAAAAAAACUCAAACCAGAAGAAAAAACCCUCUUCACUGCAAACUAUGGGCGAGACGAAGAACGGUGGCGAAAAGAAGAAUGGCGAUGGAGGUCAGAAGAAGAAGGACGAUAACCCCAUUACUGUGGUCUUCAAAGUCGACAUGCAUUGCGAAGGUUGCGCUUCUAAAAUCGGGAAGAUAGUUAAGGCUUUCGAUGGGGUCGAAGCAGCGAAAACAGAGUUCGCGACGAACAAGCUAACAGUGAUCGGAAAAGUUGACCCGUCGAAACUCCGGGAGUUGCUUGCCGAGAAGGCUAAAAAAAAGGUCGACCUGAUUUCUCCACAGCCGAACAAGAAGGACGACAACAACGCAAAAAACGACAUCAAGAAGAAAGCAGACGAACCUAAGAAGAAGCCCGACGAGAAGAAACCCAAAGAGAAGGAGCCUGCGGUGACAACGGCGGUACUCAAGCUGAGACUACACUGCCAGGGUUGCAUCUCGAAGAUUCACAAAACGGUAACGAGGACCAAAGGAUUUAAUGACAUGUCGAUAGACAAGCAGAAGGAGCUGGUGACUGUGAUUGGCUCAAUGGACAUGAAAGCUCUGGCCGAGAGCUUGCAGGAUAAGUUGAAGCGACCCGUCGAGAUUGUGCCCCCUAAGAAAGAGAAAGAUGCUGGAGAAAAAGGAUCCGGUAAAGGUGAUAACGCUGGCGGUGGAAAAAAGAAGGGAGGGGGCGGCGGCGGUGAUGGGGGUCAGAACGUGUCGGCUGAAGGUGGAAUGGUAAUGAUGGAUGAGAUUAGUAGAAUCAAUCAGUAUAUGGGUCAGCCUGCUUUUGGGUACGGGUACGGGCAUGGGCAUGGUUACCCGCCAGCUUACAUUGGAGAAAAUGUCCACGCCCCUCAAAUGUUCAGUGACGAGAACCCAAAUGCUUGUUCUGUCAUGUGAGAGACAACACAUGGAAAAUUUGUAAAUAAGAUCGUAAACAGAAAAUUAUCGAGUAGAUAUGGAAAUUUUGGUUGGAUUUUAGGUUAUGUAAUUUUUUCUGUUCUCUUCUAAUAUCUCUUGCUACUCUUUCCUUUGGUAUGUUUCUUUAUUUUUUGAAUUAAUUCCCGAUAUCUAGUCGGUUUACAUUCAAUUCUAUGAUAAGUUUUUGGCUUGGUUA
Molecule: messenger RNA, 1369 nt
Organism: Cannabis sativa
Lineage: Eukaryota; Viridiplantae; Streptophyta; Magnoliopsida; Rosales; Cannabaceae
Product: heavy metal-associated isoprenylated plant protein 3
Exons: 5
Coding region: 274-1152 (292 amino acids)
Molecular function (GO): metal ion binding
Source: RefSeq, a predicted model, not a curated record